This is a messenger RNA of Opisthorchis viverrini, 738 nucleotides long. RefSeq lists its product as hypothetical. Lineage: Eukaryota; Metazoa; Platyhelminthes; Trematoda; Opisthorchiida; Opisthorchiidae. The annotation marks the transcript as partial. The transcript has a single exon. The record is from RefSeq and is a predicted model, not a curated record.
AUGGUGGAAGAUGCGGCGGUUGUGGUGCGCUACCGACCUCUCAAGCCUGCAGAAGCAUUUUUUCUACAUGGACGUCCUUUAGUUGACCCACAUAGACCGCGUCUCUAUUUGUCCCGAAGAUUCGAUUUCCUACUCCUUGUGGGCAUUUUGCUUAGCUUUAUGGCGCUCCUUGCACAUGUGCUCUUGGUGAUUCUCACACUACCAGCGACUCCAAAAUCGUCCAACUAUGUCACAUCGCAGUGUGCCAACAUGGAGGGCCUGUGGAAUAAGGAGAAAAAUGUUCUACGAUUUUGGGCUGUUCCUUAUGCAGUACCGCCGGUGACAAAAAACGAGGUCAGUUUUCCCCAUGUGAUGUAUGAUAUAUCGGCUAAGUAUAACCUCACCGAUGGUGGAUAUCGUUGGUUCAAGACCAUGACCGUUCCAGACACGGAAUACUGUUUUCUCAGUUACGACGACCGUUGUAACUUCAGAUUUGGUCAGUGGACUUGUGUGAUGCGUCGGCCAAACAAAACAACUGCAUGUGUUGAGUUAAACAGUGAAGGAAACGUUGUCGGCGGUGCAACAGAGAAUUGUCUUACGUUAGACAUCGCAAGUCCAGUGUUCAAGGGCACAUUGUUACCGGUUAUUGCGGUCAUCACAGGCUUUCGAUCGAUAAAAAAUCCAACGAAUCCUUUUGGGACAAACGAAGCCGCAUACCUUCCCACAGAUGAGGCUGUCUUACGAUUCGGAGCGAUUUGG